Messenger RNA from Maniola jurtina (meadow brown), 1252 nucleotides. RefSeq names its product activating signal cointegrator 1 complex subunit 1. The record is from RefSeq and is a predicted model, not a curated record. Gene Ontology annotation, cellular component: nucleus. Gene Ontology annotation, molecular function: RNA binding. The coding region runs from base 138 to 1232 and encodes 364 amino acids. Lineage: Eukaryota; Metazoa; Arthropoda; Insecta; Lepidoptera; Nymphalidae. The transcript has 7 exons. Gene Ontology annotation, biological process: DNA alkylation repair; regulation of DNA-templated transcription.
AAAUUUUUGUUUUGGUUAGGUUUUUUGGUUCUUCAUAACCUAAAAAAAUCUAUAAAAUAGGUACGAGAAUAUUUAAAUAAAACAUAUUCUAGCUUUGAUUCUUUGUAUCUUGUGUAGAUGGCCACAACUUUAUCAUUAUGAACGAUAUUCUUAGGCCUGAACUGUUGUGGAUCGAAGGGAGAUGUUACAGAGUGAAUGAUUCUACCAAGGAGGUUUCAACGCUGCAAGAACAUGAUUUAUAUGAAAUUGAUGCUCCUUAUAAUGAAUUUGAAGAGAAUGACACUGAUGAUGUUGAGUGUGAGGUUGUGCAGGUGGAUGGCGGUCGAUUCUGCACUAGUUUCCAUGUCUCCAAACAUUAUAUGGGAUCUAUUAUAGGGAAGAAAGGAGCUACUAUAGCAAGAAUCGGCAGAGAUACUAGAACAGAUAUUAAAGUACCAAGACAGGGAGAAAACAAAGAUAUUACUGUAUUUGGCCCCAGUGUUUCAAAUGUCAAAGCAGCAUUUAGGAGAAUUAACCUUAUCGUUAUGUCAUCAAGGAUGAAACAGGCGUUUACACACUUUGUAUCUAUUCCUAUAAACUCUCCAGAGGUUGUGAGAAAUUUUGAAAAUUUUAAGGAGAGUGUACUUCGCGAGUGUCCGGGCAUAGAGGAUUCUCUGUUCAUCAAGCCGGGUAAACUGCACAUAACUGUUGGCGUGAUGUGCUUGAUGGACAACGAGGAACGACUCGCCGCCUCCAAGCUACUCACUGAAGCUAGGGACAAGUAUAUUAUGCCCAUGCUCGGAGACUAUUUGCCGUUUAACAUCAGGUUGAAAGGUUUGUCGUACAUGAACGACGACCCCAGGGCGGUGCACGUGCUGUACGGCUGCGUGGAGGAGGACGGCGCUCCGGCCGGCGUACUGCAAAGGGCGAUCGACGCGGUGCACGCACACUUUUAUAAAGCGGGUUUCAUGGAAAGGGAGUUCAAUCGCGACAGCGUCAAAAUGCACGUUACAUUACUCAAUUCAAAAUUUAGAGAGGAACAAAAAGAGACGGGCUGCGAAGACACUGAUUCGGCAAAAUCAAGAAACCACAGAGAAUCCUUUGAUGGCUCCGAGAUCCUGUCAAAGUUUGCAGAUUACGACUUCGGUGUGACUGAAUUCAGCAAUAUCCAACUGUCGCAGCGCAGCACCGUGGGGCCUGACGGGUUUUAUCAGCCGACUUGUGUCGUUUCUUUUAUUGAUACGAAGCAAUAAAGGUUUUAUUUUCACGCUAU